Ochotona princeps (American pika) is the source of this 1653-nucleotide messenger RNA. It is a transcript of the gene CBS, whose product is annotated as cystathionine beta-synthase. The coding region runs from base 161 to 1552 and encodes 463 amino acids. The record is from RefSeq and is a predicted model, not a curated record. The transcript has 15 exons. Gene Ontology annotation, cellular component: cytoplasm. NCBI's taxonomy places the organism in Eukaryota, Metazoa, Chordata, Mammalia, Lagomorpha, Ochotonidae. Gene Ontology annotation, molecular function: cystathionine beta-synthase activity; cysteine synthase activity.
CCAAGAGGCCUCCGAACGCCUCUGGAUCCGGCCGGAUGCCCCAAGCAGGUGUACCUGGCAGCUGGGCCGGCCCAUCGCCGACUCCCCGCACCACCACACGGCCUUGACAGAAUCGCCAAAAAUCUUGCCAGACAUUCUGAAGAAAAUCGGUAAUACCCCCAUGGUCCGCAUCAAUAAGAUUGGGAAGAUCCACGGCCUGAAGUGUGAGCUGUUGGCCAAGUGCGAGUUCUUCAAUGCGGGCGGGAGCGUCAAGGACCGCAUCGGCCUGCGCAUGAUCGAGGAUGCAGAGAGGGCUGGGACCCUGCGGCCUGGGGACACCAUCAUCGAGCCCACGUCAGGCAACACGGGCAUUGGGCUGGCGCUGGCUGCUGCCGUGAAGGGCUACCGCUGUAUCAUUGUGAUGCCAGAGAAGAUGAGCUUGGAGAAGGUGGACGUCCUGCGGGCCCUGGGCGCUGAGAUUGUCAGGACGCCCACCAGCGCCAGGUUCGACUCCCCUGAGUCCCACGUUGGGGUAGCAUGGCGGCUUAAGAAUGAAAUCCCCAACUCACACAUCCUGGACCAGUACCGCAACGCCAGCAACCCGCUAGCUCACUACGACACCACGGCAGAGGAGAUCCUGCAGCAGUGUGACGGGAAGCUGGACAUGCUGGUGGCCUCUGCAGGUACAGGCGGCACUAUCACGGGCAUCGCCAGGAAACUGAAGGAGAAGUGUCCUGGCUGCAGGAUCAUCGGUGUAGACCCCGAGGGCUCUAUCCUGGCGGAGCCGGAAGAGCUCAACCAGACGGAUGUGACAACCUAUGAGGUGGAAGGGAUCGGCUACGACUUCAUCCCCACGGUGCUGGACAGGAUGGUGGUGGACAAGUGGUACAAGACCAGCGAUGAAGAGGCCUUCGCCUUUGCCCGCAUGCUGAUCGCCCAGGAGGGGCUGCUGUGCGGUGGCAGUGCCGGCAGUGCUGUGGCCGUGGCUGUGAAGGCAGCACAGGAGUUGCAGGAGGGUCAGCGCUGCGUGGUCAUCCUGCCCGACUCCGUGCGCAACUACAUGUCCAAGUUCCUGAGUGACAAGUGGAUGCUCCAGAAGGGCUUCCUGAAGGAGGAGGUGCUGUCUGAGAAGAGGCCUUGGUGGUGGCCUCUCCGGGUACAGGAGUUGAGCCUGGCGGCCCCGCUGACCGUGCUGCCCAGCGUCACUUGCAAGCAUACCAUCGAUAUCCUCCGUGAGAAGGGCUUCGACCAGGCGCCCGUCGUGGAUGAGGCAGGGGAGAUCCUAGGCAUGGUGACGCUCGGGAACAUGCUGUCAUCCCUGCUGGCCGGGAAGGUGCGGCCGUGGCAGCCCGUCUGCAAGGUCCUGUACAAGCAGUUCAAGCAGAUCCAGCUGACGGACACGCUGGGCAAGCUCUCGAGCAUCCUGGAGACGGACCACUUCGCCGUGGUGCUGCAUGAGCCCACCCAGUACCAUGGCGCUGGGCAGCCCAGUAGGCGGCAGGCAGUAUUUGGCAUCGUCACAGCCAUCGACCUGCUCAACUUCGUGGCCUCCCGGGAGAGUGACCACCAGUGACCCGCCCCCAUGCCUUCGCUCCCUGCCUGGCCCUUGGUCUGACGCUCUGGGCCUUGUCUUGGUUACACUAAUGCUCAGCUGUCCUGUCCAGAUGAAUCUAU